Molecule: messenger RNA, 2186 nt
Organism: Pipistrellus kuhlii (Kuhl's pipistrelle)
Lineage: Eukaryota; Metazoa; Chordata; Mammalia; Chiroptera; Vespertilionidae
Gene: PDCD1LG2
Product: programmed cell death 1 ligand 2
Exons: 6
Coding region: 756-1529 (257 amino acids)
Biological process (GO): negative regulation of T cell proliferation; positive regulation of T cell proliferation; cell surface receptor signaling pathway
Cellular component (GO): external side of plasma membrane
Source: RefSeq, a predicted model, not a curated record
GAGAGAACAAUGAGGGAGUUGUGAGAGCAGUAUCUGUUGUUUUAAGCCACCCACUUUAUGGUCUUUUGUUAUGCAGCCACAAGAAAACUAUUAAAAAUACCUGUGUAAAAUUUCUGACACACAGAUAGAACAUGCUAGCAAUUCUUUCCUCGGCCUUCUUUUCUGGUAACUUUAUAACUAGUUUUCCCAAAUACCAGUCAGUUAUUUGCUUAACACGAAGUGAUCCUGAAAGCAAAACCAAAACUCAGUAGGCUGGGCUUCAAUGGUUCCUAAGAAUUAGUUGUGAUUUGAAUCACAACUGAAUGGCAAUGACGUCUUUUCUCCUGUGGAAUUAUUAUCUGAUGGCUUUUCAUUAUCCAUCUUCCUGAUGCCCAUGGGCCAGCUAGAAGGAGUCCCGGCUUCAGUCUACUGGCUGUUGCAGUGGUCUAGGCGGCAACCUAGAGUUUUUGUUUUGUUUUCUUUUGGCUGUUUGUUUAGCUGUGGCUUCUAUGAAGGAAUCUGAUGCAAAGAGCAACUUUUAUUGUUUUGUUUUGUUUUGUUUUGUUUAUUUGCCUGAGGAGCAAGUGCCAAGUGGUGAUGUGAGUAUCCAGGGGGUUGAGGUUUUUCUGGCUCUUUGCGUUGGUGUGGAACAUGAUGAGGCUGUCGCAGUGGGGAGUGAACAAGUCAUCAAGUCAUGAGACCAGAAAAACUACAGAAAGCAAAACUUCAGAAGGGCCUGAGACUUUCAAUUGUCUGUUUCAGAUCCGGUAGACAACAUGUUCCUCCUCCUGCUAAUUUUGAGCCUGGGAGUACAGCUUCAUCGGAGCAGAGCCUUAUUCAGAGUGGUGAUCCCUAAAGAACUAUACACAGUGGAACAAGGCAGCAAUGUGACCCUGGAGUGUGACUUUUACUCUGAAGAUGACCUGGAUGUUGAAUAUAUACAAGCCAGUUUGCAAAAGUUGGAAGACAAUACAUCCUUGAACAGCGCCACUUUGCUGAAGGAGCAGCUGCCCCUGGGCAAGGCCUUAUUCCACUUCCCCCGAGUCCAGCUGAGCGACGCGGGGAAGUACCGCUGCGUGGUCGUCUAUAGGAGCUCCUGGGACUACAAGUACCUGACUCUAAAAGUCAAAGCUUCCUACAAGAAAAUAAACACUCGCAUCCUUCAGGUUCCAGGGACAGAUGAGGUGGAGCUCACCUGCCAGGCUGAAGGGUACCCCCUGGCAGAAGUCUUCUGGCCAAACAUCAGCGUUUCUGCCAACACUAGCCACAGGGAGACCUCUGAUGGACUCUACCAGGUCACGAGUAUUCUGCGCCUAAAGCCACUCCCUGGCAGAAACUUCACCUGUGAGUUCUGGAACGCUGAUGUGAAGGAACUUACUUCAGCCAUCAUUGACCCUCAAGGUGAGAUGGAACCUGAGAUCCCUUCAACUUGGCUGCUUCACAUUAUCAUCCCUUCCUUCGUCAUUGCGUUAAUAUUCAUAGUUGCAAUGAUAAUCCUAAAAAAACAAUGCUGCCAAAAGCUUUCUUCAAGAAAAGAUUUGAACGUGUGAUCUCCGGAGCUGAGGUGACUUGAUGGGACAUCCUCAAGAAGCCUCUGGACUCUGAACGAGAAUCCCUUGGCCCACAAAGCUUGUUUGCACUUUUCAAAUGCCCAUAUAUGACCAGCACUUUAAUCAGGAGACGACAACAAGGCUAGGCAGCUCCUGGCCAUUGUAUGCUCAGAGGACGGCAGGCAGCCCACCUCAUCUGGCUCUCACCUCUACAGCCUGUGACUGAGCAAGCACUAUUGCACUUUAGAAAAUGACCACAUUGGAUCCUGGACCCCAGUUCAUGUUCUCAGGCUCCUUCUUGCUGUCAGAGUAAAAUCAAAGGGAAUUAUUUUCCCCUAAGUUUCCAAAAACUUCCCAGAGCGGAGAUGAUGGAAAUCUUUAGUUACAGAAAUGGACAGAUUGCCAGUAAUUUUUAUCUAUAGGAAAAGGCUAUUGAAACUAUCAGCUCACAGACAGGACUUUCUACAGAGUCAAGCCAUUUAUACUUACUGGAAUCUUGAAAGCAUUUAAGUAAUUCUAAUCCACAGGAAGCAUUUAAGUACACAGAGUGGCCAACUACAAAUCAUGGAGAAAAGCCAGUGAGUAUUUUUGUGAAGUCUAAAUCACAAAGCAUUUAUUUGAUCUGUAAUCCUAUAUAAUAAAAGGCUAAUAUGCAAA